Mauremys mutica (yellowpond turtle) is the source of this 481-nucleotide messenger RNA. It is a transcript of the gene NMRAL1, whose product is annotated as NmrA like redox sensor 1. Lineage: Eukaryota; Metazoa; Chordata; Testudines; Geoemydidae. The record is from RefSeq and is a predicted model, not a curated record.
ACCCAUUUCCAGGGCUCUCAGCGCUCCAGCGGUGGCCCUGCAGACCACUAGGCUAACGCAAACAGGAUGGUGCGGGCAGGAGUCUCUGAACGGAUCCGGUUUGCUUCACAAUCUCCAUCCCAUGCAGCUUUACCAAUGGGAGAGGCUCCCCUGGACUGGAUGGCUGCUGUUCACCUGGGGUCUGCAGUGGAUCACUGCAGAGGAAUACGCAGGCAAAGACAUUGGGCUCAGCACCUGCAAGCUCACUGUAGGAGAGUACGCAGCCACAUUGUCCAAGCACAUCGGGAAGACCAGGAAAGCUGCCAAGGCAUCAGCUCAGUACAAGAACCUCAGCUCCCCUGGCAUCCAGGAAUUGUCAAACAUGGCCAGGUUCUACAUCAUGCAUCCAGAGCAUGAGAAGUGGACCCUGAAACUCAACCCCAAGGCCAGAACCUUUGAUCAGCAACUAGCAGACAAUAAUGCUGCUUUUAAAGAUCUCUAA